AUUUAAAGAGGUGGUGUGAUCUUAUUAAAUCUAUCAAAUAUCAUGAUGAAUUACAUAAUUAUAUAAUGGAGAAAAAGAAAAUAAUUUUCUAAAAAAGAUUGAAAGAAAUGGUCAGCCAUGGGAACCCAUAUUUGUAGGCCGUAUAAAUCUCUAUUCCAACCACGUAUAUUCCUUGCAUGUCCUAUCCUCUCCCCACCUGUCCUCAAAACCCUAUACUCACUCUCCAAUUUUCUUAAUCGAUCCUUCUCCAUUUCCUCACUACAAUAUUCUUUCCCUUUUCUUUCUCUCACCUUAAUUAUACCCAUGGCCGACGACCGCCCUCCCUCCGCCGCCACUCUCCUCCGCCGCAUCCAACACCACGCCCCUAACUCCCCUCAACUCCUCGGCUUCCUCACUCUAUUCAUCUCCGCUUCCAUUCUCAUCUUCCUCACCGGCCUCACUCUCACCGCCGCCGUCCUCGCCUUCAUUUUCCUCACCCCCUUCCUCCUCCUCACCUCCCCCAUUUGGCUCCCCGUUGCCUUUUUCCUCUUCCUCGCCACUGCCGGGGUCUUGUCCCUCGCCGGUCUUGCACUUGCCACAGCUGCGGGAUGUUCGUGGGCUUAUAAGUACUUUAAAGGCAUGCACCCACCCGGAUCGGACCGGCUCGAGUAUGCGAGGAGCCGAAUCUAUGACACGGCGAGCCAUGUGAAGGAUUAUGCUAGAGAAUAUGGUGGGUAUUUGCAAAGUAAGGUGAAAGAUGCUGCUCCUGGAGCAUAAUUUCAUAUCAUUUAUCAUUAUAUAUAAUUUUAGUACUUGCGGCUAUAUAAAUUCAUAUUUUGGUUUUCUUUCUUUUUGUUCCUCGCGGCUUGUUGAGAUCAAGCUGAGUUGUCUGAACUGGUUUUGAUUUGUAUGUUUUUGUUUUUGGGUUUCUAUAUGAUAGUUAAGAGAAAGGAGGAGAUUUUUGGUAUGUUGUAUUGUUAUAUGCAUCAGAAUAAUUCUAAACACCAUGACGGAUUAUUCUUUUUUUCUUUCUUUUAAAUAAAUUGAGAUUGUAAUCAAACAGA
This is a messenger RNA of Cucumis melo (muskmelon), 1043 nucleotides long. Its product is annotated as oleosin G. The transcript has a single exon. Gene Ontology annotation, cellular component: membrane; monolayer-surrounded lipid storage body. The record is from RefSeq and is a predicted model, not a curated record. The coding region runs from base 118 to 756 and encodes 212 amino acids. Gene Ontology annotation, biological process: lipid storage. NCBI's taxonomy places the organism in Eukaryota, Viridiplantae, Streptophyta, Magnoliopsida, Cucurbitales, Cucurbitaceae.